Molecule: messenger RNA, 5065 nt
Organism: Coregonus clupeaformis (lake whitefish)
Lineage: Eukaryota; Metazoa; Chordata; Actinopteri; Salmoniformes; Salmonidae
Product: zinc finger FYVE domain-containing protein 1
Molecular function (GO): zinc ion binding
Source: RefSeq, a predicted model, not a curated record
UCAAAACAAGCUGAUCAGCUGAUGAAACUGGGAACAACAUCUUUAUGAAAUAUAGCUGUCGGGCAGUGAAAUUAUUUUAACAAGCUAUCAAAAAGAACGGCUUCUUUGUGCUGAAUAAUCAUGCCAUGUUUGUCUAUUAAAAGAUUAUUGCGUAUUUCUCUGUAGAAGCAACGGUUUUAGGUUACGAAACAGCCAUCGUCCGCGGGGAAAACUAUCUAGCUGCUCGUUCUAGGCUACAAGGUCCAUCUUUUUGGCUUGACGGAGAAUUUUGUUGAUGGGUUGGUGCUUGACAAAUUGGUCGUUUGAGUUGAUGUAGAGUAACUUGAAAAAUACGCAAGUGUCAUCUUUUGUUAUAAGCGGAUUUGUUGAUGUCUUUACACAGUCACCAUUGCCUAUUUCUGGUGUCAAAUUGGCUUAGCCAACAACAACAACAGCAGCUAACCAUACAGUUGUCUAACUAGCAAGAUAAUUACAAUGUUAUUGCUGAUUGACAGCUAACGAUUAUAAUAAUAAUAUGCCAUUUAGCAGACGCUUUUAUCCAAAGCGACUUACAGUCAUUACUUGCAGGUGGGGCUUGUAAGCUAACUGCAUGUCUGGACAUGUAUGUAGGAAGUCGUUGUUGUGAUUGUUUUGCUGACAGACAGGCAGAUAUGUAGAGUACUUUGAUGACAUAUGGCUAUGUCAAAGUGACCUAUCACAGUUCAUAUUAAAUAUCGAUCUGCUAAGUGCUUUGGGGAGUAUAGAAGAGAGACACCACUAACAGAAAAAAACACAAGGCGCUAGAGAAGAAUACAUUUAAAUCUUUAACACUGUAGAAACAUAUCUCCCAACAGUCUGGUUUCGCAAUCCUAGUGCAGUUUUAUACUCUUCAGACACAGCUCCUCAGGCACAGGUUAUCGGCAGAAAGGUGCACUUGUUAGCAGUAGCACACUGAAGUGAUCAUUAUGAGUGGUCAAGGUCCGUCAGUAGAUAAGGGGAUAAACACCAUCCUGGUGUGUCAGGAGAGCUACGCCUGCGGUGGAUCGGACGAGGCCGCCUUCGAAUGCGACGAGUGCGGCAGCCUGCAGUGCGUCCGCUGCGAGCUCGAACUCCAUCGUCAGGAACGCAUGAGGAACCAUGACCGUGUCCGCAUCGCCCCCGGACACGUUCCAUUCUGUGAUUCCUGUAAAGGCGACAGCAGCGGUUGUGGGGUGAACGGGGGCAGGCUGAGGGCGGUGGUGCGCUGCCAGGGCUGUAAGAUCAACCUGUGUCUGGACUGCCAGAAGCGGACCCAUAGUGGGGUAAACAAGAGGAAGCACCCCGUGACCCCCUACCCUCCUCCGGGGCAAGUCCAGGAUAGUAGCCUGGAGGCUGGGGAUGGAGGGGAGAUGGAGGCCCUCAAGGCCAAACUGGAGAAGGUGUGCAGCUUCUUACUGGUGGAUGAGAAGGAGGAGAUGCAGUUGAAGGAUGAGGAAGACUUUGUGAUCCGGCUGGACUGUAGGCCCGAGGAACUCCUCAAGGUCGUGUCUAUCUUUGGGAACACAGGGGAGGGGAAGUCCCACACCCUGAACCAUACCUUCUUCCUGGGGCGGGAGGUGUUCCAGACGUCCCCCACCCAGGAGUCAUGCACCGUGGGAGUCUGGGCUGCCAUGGACCCCAUCCACAGGGUGGUGGUGAUCGACACAGAGGGACUGCUGGGGGCAGGAUCCAAUCAGGGCCAGCGCACCCGGCUGCUCCUCAAAGUCCUGGCUGUCUCCGACCUCGUCAUCUACCGUACCCACGCCGACCGUCUCCACGACGACCUGUUCAAGUUCCUAGGCGACGCGUCGGACGCCUAUCUGAAGCACUUCACCAGGGAGCUGAAGGCCACCACGGCCCGGUGUGGCCUGGACGUCCCUCUGUCCACUCUGGGACCAGCUGUUAUUAUCUUCCAUGAGACCGUCCACACCAAGCUACUGGGCUCAGACAAGCCGUCAGAGUCUGCAGAGCGCCUGCUCCAGGAGCGGUUCAGGAAGCUGGCUUUUCCCGAGGCCUUCAGCUCAAUCCAGUACAGUGGGACUCGAACCUAACCCCCGACAGAUUUCAGUGGUCUGCUGCGGAGUCUGGAGCAACAGCUAGACAACAACACCACCCGCUCACCACGCUCCGCCAGCGUCAUAUACAGGGCCUUACAGGCCCUGAGUGAGCGUUUCAGCGGAGAUAUCCCAGAAGAGCACCUGGCCAGUAACUCUUUCUUCCCUGAUGAGUACUUCACCUGCUCCAGUAUCUGUCUCAGCUGUGGGUCUGGCUGUAAGAACAGUAUGAACCAUCUGAAGGAGGAAGUGGACCACGAGGCUAAACACCGCUGUCGCUACGCUGCUCAAUACGACAACCGCAUCUACACCUGUAAAGCGUGCUAUGAGGGAGGGAAGGAGGUGAUUGUGAUUCCCAAGACGUCGGCCUCCUCUGACUCUCCCUGGUUUGGUCUGGCCACCUACGCCUGGUCUGGGUAUGUGAUAGAGUGUCCCAACUGUGGGGUGAUCUACAGAAGCAGGCAGUACUGGUACGGGAACCAGGACCCGGUGGACACGGUGGUCAGAACUGAAAUAGAACACAUCUGGCCUGGGUCGGAUGGUUUUCUGAAGGACAACAACAAUGCAGCCCAGAGACUGUUGGACGGUGUGAACUACAUCUCCCAGAGUGUGUCAGAGCUCAGUGUGAAACCUGCCAAAGCUGUCACUUCCUGGCUCACCGACCAGAUUGCCCCGGCCUACUGGAAACCCAACUCCCUCAUCCUGAAAUGUGCUAAGUGCAGUGAGGUGUUCCAGGACAACGAUACUAAGCACCACUGCCGUGCCUGCGGAGAGGGUUUCUGUGACGGCUGCUCCUCCAUGAACCGCCCUGUUCCAGAGAGGGGCUGGGGGCUCGCCCCCGUACGGGUCUGUGACGCCUGCUUCCAUAACCGGGGCAUCUCAGAAGAGCUGCUGGAUGCAGCGUUGGAGGAGGAGGAGGGAGGGACACUCAGUAGGAGAGUAGGAGAGGCUGUUCAGAAUACACUAGGAGCUGUGGUCACCGCUACAUACAUCCCUCUGGGCCUGGUGAAGGAUGCAGCUCGUCCAGCCUACUGGGUUCCUGACCAGGACAUCCGGUGCUGCUGUGAGUGUCAGAGAGACUUCUCCGCCCCGCGUCUCUCCAUCCACCACUGCAGGGCCUGCGGCCAGGGCGUGUGUGACGACUGCUCCCCUGAACGCAGAGCGGUGCCCUCUAGGGGUUGGGACCACCCGGUGCGCGUCUGCAACACCUGCCACCAGAAACCUGGGGACCUCUAGUAGGAGACAGGAGAGUGAGGGAACACAUUGGCACCCUAUUCCCCAUAGGGCCCUGGUCAAAAGUAGUGCACUAUAUAGGGAAUAGGGUGCCAUUUGGGAUGCGACCAGAGACAGUCAAGGGUUGUGUUCAGUAGGCUCGAAAUGGAAGAAAAUUCUCCAAAACAGGGAGGGACUCUCUGUAAUUGUCCAAUAAGAAAGUCGAUUUUGUUUUCCGCUUUGAAACGUUUUUUUUUUGCUACGGUGUGCCCUAAUGAACACGGUUCUACCUAACACUGCGGAACCGGAACACUCCCCUCUCUGUGGCUCAGGGCCAGUUUUUAAGGGAGUUCUUGUUAUUGAUUGUGAUGUCAUCAGUCUCAAGGCUUGGACGUCACGUCGGAUCGGAUGUCCUCACUUUAUCCUUUGACGAGAGCGAGAGAGAUGUAUGUUCCAUGGCUCGAAGAAGAGGAAUCGCAGCACAGGUUCAUUCCAUGUUUUAAAGAUGAUUAGCCUAAAUAACUACCAACCUGUAUAAUAAUCUUGGACGCUAAGUGGUUGUAUAUGUGCUUUUAAGCGGGCGGACAGACAAUAAUAGAAUAGGUUUAACAAUUCACUCCUAAUCGACUGUAUUUAUUUUAUAUAUAUAUAUAUAUGGGAAGUUUACUAUAGUGGGGGAAAUAAGUGAUUUGUUUUGUAUAACAUGGCCUGUUUUUGUUUUUAAACAGUCUACAAUAGUACUAUCUCAAGCCCCGUUUAUACCUGGUGCUAACAUGGGUCCUUUGUCGUGAUCUUGACCACAUUCUGAUUGUGUCCACAUUUCUAGAAAUGUGUAACAUUGUGACCAAAUUUCCUGGUCCCUUCCUUUUUAUGCAAAUUAUUUCACAGCUAUUCUUUCUAUAUAAUAUUUAUUUAUUGUAAGACACAUAUUGAUGUAAUCAGUCAAUGGUGCCACCUGUCAAUGAUGUUAAAGGGUAGAAUAAUGAUGAUUGAAAUGGUGUCUCUGUCCAGAUCUGCCUACACUUGUGAGAUAUCCAGACACAAUGUGUCUUGACUACCUCCGGAGGUGGGCAGGAUGAUCUGAUCACAAUGUAUUUUUUUGAUUGUCUACACCCGUCUAAGAAUGUGGUCACAAUCAGAAUGUGGACAAGUUCAGGACAAAUGAUGCAAGUUAGAACCAAGUAUAAAUGGGGCUAUUGAGUGACAGACUGACUGUAAAAUAGAUUGCUAAGUGGGAACCAUAGAAUUAGAAUGAUCAGAAUUACAACCAUUCUAGUGCUAUGGUGGGAGUUGCUUUCAAAUAGUGAAUGGCUCACAGUGCAUAAUAGCUAGUAUGAAAGGAUAUCAACACUAUUUGGGGCUGGACCCUGAAACAUUAUACAUUCAGUUCAUAGUAUAUACUAUCACAUAUAAACCAUUACACCAUCACCCGAGGCUGUGUAGUAGCUAGCUGCAAUUAUCUAGCCUGGUCCCAGAUCCGUUUGUGCUGUCUUGCCGACUCCUAUAUGGACAAUGACAAUAGGAGUCGGCAAAACAGCACAAACAGAUUUAGGACCCAGGCUGAAAAGUAUGGGGUAGGCGCAGAGUAACUGACUGGAACCGUGGAAUCAGCUUGUAGACAAACUGGAACAGUUUUAAGUUCUAGAAUCUUGAACAGGGAUCAUGAUUCAUCUCGUAUAGAACAGUGCUUAAGGAAACCAGGAGAGAAUACUGAAGAUCAAUACCAUUACUAUGUUUACUGUAACAUGUAUGCUUAUUUAAUAAACUUCACAACCUCAAAGUGUGUGGUCAUAGAACAAGCA